AGCACAAUCAUGAAUGCUCUAAUGGGAGUUAAAUUAAUGGGAGGCGGAGUCUCUGGUUGCCAAUUGCGUGCAAUGUUACGUAUGGUUACAGCGAUGCCACAACGACAUCAGUUCUCUUCCUCCUCUGUUUCCCUCUCAUCCACGACUUCGAAUGACGACAAUGGUAAUCACAGCAUUGACAAUGAAACAACACGGAAGUCGAUUGGAAACAGCGAUACUAUUAGUUCUGCGGACAUAAAGAAAUCUGUUUUCAUUUCACAAUCGUAUGACAUUUUCACCAAUCUUGCAUUAGAAGAUUGGCUCUACCGUCACUUUGACUUUAGUCGCCAUCAUGUCCUGUUGUUGUGGGCAAAUGAUCCAUGUGUUGUUAUCGGACGUCACCAAAACCCAUUCACCGAAGCCAAUGUCUCCAAACUUGUGGACAAGGGAAUUACAUUGGCUAGACGUAAUAGUGGAGGUGGUGCCGUAUACCAUGAUAGGGGCAACUUGAAUUGUACCUUCUUCACUCCACGCGAACGUUACAACCGAAAAUACAAUUUGAAUAUUUUGACUCGUGCCCUUUUCCGUGAAUGGGCCAUAAAGGCAGAGAUAAACAAACGUGACGACAUUGUAAUCAAUGACAAAAAGGUGAGUAGUGUGAAUAGGCUGACAAUUCGACAUAUUAAAUAA
Messenger RNA from Musca vetustissima, 669 nucleotides. Its product is annotated as lipoyltransferase 1, mitochondrial-like. The coding region runs from base 10 to 669 and encodes 219 amino acids. Gene Ontology annotation, molecular function: lipoyltransferase activity. The record is from RefSeq and is a predicted model, not a curated record. Gene Ontology annotation, biological process: protein lipoylation. The transcript has a single exon. NCBI's taxonomy places the organism in Eukaryota, Metazoa, Arthropoda, Insecta, Diptera, Muscidae. Gene Ontology annotation, cellular component: cytoplasm; mitochondrion.